CUCCGGCUUAAGAGGUUUUAUGCUAAAGAGUAACUUGAAAGGAUACUGAAAUCAUAUGAUAAAGUUUGUUGCCUGGGAGAAAAAUCGUGGAGAGUUUUAUUUGAUAAAGAAUAACAAGAAGGAAAAUGAAUAACUCAAGUGUAGUGGUGCCAAGUUCUUCUGGCGGUGAACCGACAGAAAGUCUCCCUUUGAACGUGUCGAUUCAAAUCAUCCAGGCAGUCUUGUCAACCUUGGUUAUGAUUUGUUCGUUAUUUGGCAACGUGUUGGUGAUCUGUGUUGUCAUGCAAAGCCUCCGCAUGCGCACUGUGACCAACUUCCUAAUUGUGAACAUGGCGUGCGCGGACAUUCUUUACACACUGGUUUCUUUUCCUCCACUUUUUGUCAUGAUUUUUGACGAAUACGAUUGGGCAAUGAGUCGCCGUGGGCUUGGCAUAUUCUUCUGUCAGGUGGUAAAUUUUGGUCAAUACAUGUUGGUUCCUGUUUCAGUCCUCACUCUAGCUGCUAUCGCUUUCGAUCGAUUCUUCGCCAUUUUGAUGCCACUGAGGCGUAUCAUCAACAAACGUGUCUUCCGCUGCAUCGUAAUUGUCAUCUGGGUGACUUCCGCCGCCGUAGCUGCGCCAUUGCUGUACGCAUUACAAGUUACUAUAGACAGCAAUGGCGGCUUGACCUGCGACGAAAAAUGGGCCCCACUCUUUGACGAGAACACGGCGCACAGGGAUUACGCAUUGGUUUUAUUCUUUAUAAUGUUUUGUCUCCCAAUCUCCGUAAUGAUUGCCUUGUACUCAGUGAUUUGUCGUCAUUUGUGGUCCAUAAAGCCACCUGGAGAGAUGGAGCAAGAGGAAUCCAAGAACUUGAUUAAACGACGUAAUUCACGACGAAGUGUCGUGAAAAUGCUUAUUACCGUUGUUGCAGUUUUCAUCAUAUCCUGGUUACCACUGCAGAUUGCCAAUUUAAUAUUUUACUUUCAGGAAGUUGAUAUUUCAGAGUCACUUCACUUCGCCUGUGAGAUUUUCAUGCGCGCCAGCUGCGCUUUCAAUCCAUUGGUUUACGCAGUUUUCAGUGAGAAUUACCGUCAGGGAUUUAAGAAGGUGUUUGCCCGAUGCUGUUGUUCAAAGAUUAAAGCUUUUGUUCCGCAAAGAGCUUUUAGUACUUCGUCUUCGCGCCAACAAACGGCACCUUCCUUAUUGAGGAGUGAUUACGCCUUAUCGAGGCGAGAAGGCGGCAAGAAAAGUUGUCGGGAAGUGAAAGAAGAGGAUCAAGAGGAACAUCAAAUUUGAAUUAAAUGAGUGUAAAAAUUUCUUCAUUGAUUUUGUAUCGUUACUGAAAAAGGUUUGAAACCACCUUAACUGAAAGUAAACGUUGACACCGUUGCCAGUUUGCCAGACACUGUUGACAAACUGAAGAGGAAAAACUUUCUAUUUAGCUGACUUAAUAAACUAAGUGCGGCGGUUUAAUCUUCGAGUAAAUUUGCAACUAUUGCAUGUCCCUGCGGACGCAUACCGUAUUAUUCCCAUUGUUAUUGUAAUUAAUAUUACUGUUACAUUAUUAUUAUAAUGAUCACUAUUAUCAUUAUCUUUACAUUAUCAUUGUUAUGC
This is a messenger RNA of Pocillopora verrucosa, 1595 nucleotides long. RefSeq names its product RYamide receptor. Lineage: Eukaryota; Metazoa; Cnidaria; Anthozoa; Scleractinia; Pocilloporidae. Gene Ontology annotation, biological process: G protein-coupled receptor signaling pathway. The record is from RefSeq and is a predicted model, not a curated record. Gene Ontology annotation, molecular function: G protein-coupled receptor activity. Gene Ontology annotation, cellular component: membrane.